GCCUAGUUCUCGUUCUCUUCUUUCUUUAUGUCUCACGAGAGCACGAUAACAGAUGAAUCGGAAGAGUUAACUCGCUUCCGUGAGCAGUGGAAAUCGGAGGUCAGGCAGAAGAAACAGCCUGCUCCUGCUCCUGCUCCUGCUCCUGUGCCGCCUUCCACGUCGAGCCCGGCCUCCACGUCGAUCAUCGCGCCCCCACCACCCACCGAUGCUCCUCCGCCUCUGUCAAACGUUGUCCCUGAGAGACCCUUCAACGUUUUUGGUGUCGCCAGACUGUCUACCACGACCCCUGCUCCUACCGCCUUCGUGUCCAAUGUCUCCAUUCGUGCGCGAAACAACGCUAUCAACGUCUAUCGACAGGCGGUGCGAUGCGAGCAGGCCAGCCAGCUUGACGAAGCCCUCCGCCUCUACCGCAUCGCUUUUCGCAUGGAUUCGGACGUCGACAAGGCAUAUCAUAAAGCCGAGCAGCAAUCUCUCGCCGCCGCCACUGCUGCAGGCGAGCGGCCUCCUGGGCAUCGGAAGACGAGCUCAGCUGACUCUGCGGUUGAGCGGGUCACCCAGAGUAUGAAAGGCUUGGAUCUCCCAUCCGCGCAUGUGCACCAUGCACACCAUGAGGCUCAUGUGACGGGGCUCCUGGCGAAGAUGGUGAAGGACUUUCCGAGUGUCUUGUUGUUCGAGCCGGAAGACGAAACAGAGAGCACACCGCUCAACUCUCUGCCUGACGAGGUCCUUAUCCACAUCCUUGGCUUUCUCAACACGUCCGCCCUCGAGCGCUUCGGGUCCACUUGCCGCAAGGCCCGCGUGCUGACCCUCGAGCCGUCGUUUUGGAGGCGCUUCGUGGAGACGACGUACAAGCCGCCACAGAUAGCGGAUGACGAGGAUUUGGACGCGAUCGUAGACGCCUUCGAUGCCGAUUAUAGACGUGUAUUCAUAGAACGGCCCCGAGUCCGGUUGGAUGGGGUCUACAUUGCAGUAUGCCAUUACAUUCGACAGGGCGUGAGCGAGAACGCCUGGGUUAAUAUGAGCCAUCUAAUCACAUACCAUCGUUAUCUUCGAUUUUUCUCAAACGGUCAAGUGAUAUCACUUCUCGCCAACGAGGAGUUUGAGCCACAACAGAUCAUCCCUAUCUUCAGGCCCGGUCUUCGAAUGAAGGGCUUCUACAUCGGCACGUGGACGCUCCGAGGGACGACGGUGUUCAUCACGAACCUGUACGACCCCGCAAACGCGAGCGCGCGUUACUCGUUCCAGAUGACGCUCGCCCUGCGCUCGCGGCCACUCGGGCGGUGGAACAAGCUCGAGUUCAUUGGAUACGACUCGGUCGACGUGGAGGGGGAGGCGUCGCCGCUGGCUUUGAAGAACGAGCGACCGUUCUGGUUCUCCAAGGUCAGGUCGUACGCCGCCGCGGUGGUGGAGUAGCUGAGGUAGUGGUGUCGGUUGUUCGGCGUGCGCGGGGAUGUCUUGGGUUUCCGCUUAUACACAGAACGACUGUCUUCUGUGUAAGGUCAGCCACGGAGACUAAGUUUUUCAUGCUGCAGUUGUUUAUGCACUUGGAAGAAUAUGCAAUAACAGGUCUCCAUCUGAGAUCUGAUGGUUGCUUUCUAUCUCU
Messenger RNA from Heterobasidion irregulare TC 32-1, 1603 nucleotides. RefSeq lists its product as uncharacterized. Gene Ontology annotation, cellular component: SCF ubiquitin ligase complex. Gene Ontology annotation, biological process: SCF-dependent proteasomal ubiquitin-dependent protein catabolic process. The record is from RefSeq and is a predicted model, not a curated record. Gene Ontology annotation, molecular function: protein binding. The transcript has 6 exons. The coding region runs from base 28 to 1413 and encodes 461 amino acids. NCBI's taxonomy places the organism in Eukaryota, Fungi, Basidiomycota, Agaricomycetes, Russulales, Bondarzewiaceae.